AGUAUAAAGUGGUUUAAAUGGUAAAACUUAUAUAAAUCAUGAAAGGUCAAACCGUUUUCUUGAAAAUAGUAUGGUUAAACUGGUUUCUGGUUGUAUUGCAAUGCUCAGCCGAGAACUGCACUGUUUCAAGUCCACUGCACGGUACUACGGACUGUACAGGCACUGUUGACGUAGGAACGAUUUGCAACAUAACUUGUGAUGAUGGGUAUUUCAAUAAUUCUGUAAGAAGUGCCGAGUGCAUCAAACAAGAUGAGUGGGAUAACAAUAAUUGGAAUGAUACCUGUCAAGCUAUCAUGUGUCCUGAAUCGUCAUUUAUUGCAAAUUCACAACAAUCAACAUGCAUCCCCAGCAAUAGUUACAAUGAUACAUGCGAUAUUACUUGCUUGGAUGGAUAUUAUAACGAUGGAGAUAAACAAGCAACAUGCAAAGACACAAAUGAAAAUAAUGAUACAAAUAAAUAUGGUGAUUGGAAUGAAGGAAGCGCAAAUUGUACAGCUAUCACGUGUCCUGUUUCAUUCACAAUAAUUUCAAAUUCGCAACAAUCAAACUGCACCAGCAUCAGUUUCAAUGAUACAUGCGAUAUUACUUGUUUGGAUGGAUAUUAUAAUGAUGGAGAUAAACAAGCAACAUGCACAGAUUCAAAUGAAAAUAAUGAUACAAAUAGAGAUGGUAAUUGGGAUGAAGGAAGCGCAAAUUGUACAGCUAUCACGUGUCCUGUUUCAUUCACAAUAAUUUCAAAUUCGCAACAAUCAAACUGCACCAGCAUCAGUUUCAAUGAUACAUGCGAUAUUACUUGCUUGGAUGGAUAUUAUAACGAUGGAGAUAAACAAGCAACAUGCACAGAUUCAAAUGAAAAUAAUGAUACAAAUAGAGAUGGUAAUUGGGAUGAAGGAAGCGCAAAUUGUACAGCUAUCACGUGUCCUGUUUCAUUCACAAUAAUUUCAAAUUCGCAACAAUCAAACUGCACCAGCAUCAGUUUCAAUGAUACAUGCGAUAUUACUUGCUUGGAUGGAUAUUAUAACGAUGGAGAUAAACAAGCAACAUGCACAGAUUCAAAUAAAAAUAAUGAUACAAAUAGAGAUGGUAAUUGGCAUGAAGGAAGCGCAAAUUGUACAGCUAUCACGUGUCCUGUUUCAUUCACAAUAAUUUCAAAUUCGCAACAAUCAAACUGCACCAGCAUCAGUUUCAAUGAUACAUGCGAUAUUACUUGCUUGGAUGGAUAUUAUAACGAUGGAGAUAAACAAGCAACAUGCACAGAUUCAAAUGAAAAUAAUGAUACAAAUAGAGAUGGUAAUUGGGAUGAAGGAAGCGCAAAUUGUACAGCUAUCACGUGUCCUGUUUCAUUCACAAUAAUUUCAAAUUCGCAACAAUCAAACUGCACCAGCAAUAAUUUCAAUGAUACAUGCGAUAUUACUUGCUUGGAUGGAUAUUAUAAUGAUGGAGAUAAACAAGCAACGUGCACAAAUUCAAUUGAAAAUAAUGAUACAAAUAGGGAUGGUAAUUGGGAUGAAGGAAGCGCAAAUUGUACAGCUAUCACGUGUCCUGUUUUAUUCACAAUAAUUUCAAAUUCGCAACAAUCAAACUGCACCAGCAAUAAUUUCAAUGAUAAAUGCGAUAUUACUUGCUUGGAUGGAUAUUAUAACGAUGGAGAUAAACAAGCAACCUGCACAGAUUCAAAUCAAAAUAAUGAUACAAAUAGAGAUGGUAAUUGGGAUAAAGGAAGCGCAAAUUGUACAGCGAGUUGCGAUGUUAUAUCACCCCCGACCGGAAUGGCUAUUUUCAUAUAUAUUGUAAGAAUUAUUUGUUGA
Styela clava is the source of this 1808-nucleotide messenger RNA. The record is from RefSeq and is a predicted model, not a curated record. Lineage: Eukaryota; Metazoa; Chordata; Ascidiacea; Stolidobranchia; Styelidae.